Molecule: messenger RNA, 941 nt
Organism: Camelus dromedarius (Arabian camel)
Lineage: Eukaryota; Metazoa; Chordata; Mammalia; Artiodactyla; Camelidae
Product: ubiquinol-cytochrome c reductase complex assembly factor 4
Exons: 2
Coding region: 61-468 (135 amino acids)
Source: RefSeq, a predicted model, not a curated record
AGCGACGGAAGUGACGCAAACUCUGUGCGCUGCGGCGCCGAGUGCGGAGCCGGGGUCGUGAUGAACUGUGUCCUGUGUGUGCCCACGGCCCGGGCGGUCUGGGCGCUGAGGCUUGUGAGUGGGGCUUCCCGAAGCCUGCAUCCACCGCCCGGUGGCCGGGCUGGAGGCCAGCCCGCGGUUGAGGGCGAGGAAGAGGACGACUCUAACCGCCCCGUUCAAUUUUCCUCCAGCAAAGCCAGCCCGUUCCGUUGGACGGUGGAGCACUCCCUGGGCAAGAAGCACCAGAGGCCCUGGUGGAAAGUGCUGCCCUUCGGCUUGUCUCUCAUGGCUCUAGUCAUCUGGUGCUUCCUUAGGCAGGAGACCAGCGCGGACGGGUGGUUAAGACAGAUAUUGUUAGAAGAGGUGCCAGAGUCCAGCGAUGGUUCUGAGGAGUCUGGAACUCCGGUGGCCCACGGGGCGAGAACUUAAUGGGGCGCCAGCAGCGAGGGAACAGGCAUCUGCCCUUAGGCUUUGACGUCGCGUUUGAGCGUUUCUGACCUGGUUAUACGCAUCCCUAGACUGAAGGACUUGAAUGGUGCGCCUGGCUACGCAGUCCUGUUGUAGGCAGAGCAGAAUGUCAGCAGAUCGGAACAGCUCCUUACCUGAUUCUUGAUGGCCGUCAAGUACCUCCAAAAGACUUCCGGUCCAUAGAAAAGGUUUUGUUUGCAGCGUGUACUGUUGGAUUUGUGGUGUCUUUGUAUAACAUUAUCAUGUUUCCAAAGCAAUUUUGGUGACACUUGUAAUUCAGUGUAAUCCACUUUGCAGGUCGAUGGCUUUCUGAGGCAGAAUAACUGUAAGAAGAGUCAAACUUUGCAUUUUAUAGUGUACUGUGAUGUCUAUAAAUUGAUGUGACUCUUACAAACUAACAGAUUGACAAUAAAUUUUCAUUUGGUAAUGUGGAA